ACGUUUUAUUUUGAUAAUGCUUUAUGUAUUUAAAAACAACAUUUAUUGCUUACAAACAAAUAGCGUUAUGCAUGCAUCAUUACAACAUUAAAACAACAUAAGACAUUCUUUUAAAAAUAAACGUAAGCUAACAACAGUGUGAACUAAGACUUUAAGAUCAGGUACCACGCCAUCGGAAAAAAAGAUAAAGGUUUUAUAAGCUAUAGGCUAGAUAUGAUGCCGUGAUUUACAAAUGUGUUUAAGGAACGUUUUAUAUUACAUACAUUUGUUUUUGUACAUGCCACAGUGUAAUUAUUCUCAGAAUUUUAUUAGAUGCAUUGAUAAGCUGCAGCCUCCCUUCAAGGCUAUAAAUUAUUAAAACACUUACAUAGCCUACUAUUUUACUUUCACUUUUGUUCAGAGUAUGGCUGUCAAAAUUAUAUUUGUUCUGCGGUCUAUUGCAAUUAGAGGGAAUCUGAUUCACGCCAUAAUCAAGCUGCCACGCCUUUCUAUAAAACACAUAAUUAUUAAAGGGAACGGUAUGGAUGCAUAAAUUCAGCAGGCUAUAUUUUGCUUUCUUUUGAUUUUAGUUGUUUUGUUGAAUCAAUAGCAUAAGUUGUUUUACAAAUGAAAAUAGUAGCCUACAUUGAUGGCACUCAUUACUUUGGGUCGAGUCUCUGUUAACAAAUAUGACAUAUGAUUUAAUAUUUGUGAUACAAGAGUAAGAGUCGGCGUAUUGUUAUGUUAUUGGUGUGUGCAUAUAUUUUGACAAUGUCUGGUGUUCCCACAGAAAACAGGGCGGUAAAAAAGCCUGACCUCAUGUGGCCGGUUUCAUACAAGGCCUAACACUGACAAUGACUGCAGACAAAAAUCAAUAUAUUUCCAAAUUUCGCAAUUUACUUAGAAGAAAAUUUUAAUCUGAAAUAUAAUGACUUAUAUAUUUAAUACAAUGUUGAAACUGUGUUAUUUUCUACACGACAAGAGUGUGGCGUUAAAGUUUUGAAUGAUUUAAAGGAAAAAAAAUAGGCUAUAUGUUUUGUUUAUGUUUGCGUCAGUAUUCAUAAUUCGAAAUUACAAAACUUAAUGAUUCGGAAAAAAUUAUAUUCACAAUUAUUUCACAUACCUGUCAGUUUUAGUAUAAUUUUAUUUUCAGUUAACAAGACUAUUUGCCUCGUAUUACAACAUCUAGAAUUAAGUGCGAUAGAAUCGCAAAAAAAAAAAACACUUAAAUAAAUGAACAAAAAAAAAUGUAAAGAAAGUGAAGUAGGCUGUAUAGAAUUUGCAAAAUGUAGAAUGUGAUAUACAUUUGCCUUUUCAAAAAUAUCCCAAUGAAAUUGCUAUUUUAAUAAGCGUUUUAAAAUCUUUCUCUCUUAUGCAUUUUUAAUGCUGUUUGUGAACAGUCACUCGUCUUUCUUCUUGUAGCCUACAGAGGUUUGAAGAGACUUCUUUCACAAGCGAAGUGUUGGUUUUACGUUAUACCAGGAACUCAACUGCAGUUUUAUUAACGACACGUUUAUGAACAAUCAAAUGGUCCUCGUAAAAAUUUAUUGAAGGACAUAAAAGCAUGCACGACCACUUGACGAAUACAGCCGCAGUUGUGGUGCGUUUUCGGGCGUCUUACUAUUCCCAUCGCCCCGAUUUGUUUAAAACUCCAUUUUACGAGGGAUAUCCCAAUUGUAUUUAUUUGAAACUAGUGGAAAAUAGGACUUCAGUGCAUAAAAACAACCCUCUAGACAGCACAGGAGCCGUUUAUUUGUCAAAAUGAAUCCAUUGGGUCCGUUCCAAUUAUAUAUAAUUAAUAGUGAAACUGAGAAAGAAAUGUACAGUCUUUUCUUUUUUUCUAAUUGUUUUAAUAAAUAACAUUGUUCAGUGAGGGAUGCGCACAAGGCUAGCCACAGGACAGUAGCAUUCCCUCGACAUAGAUUGAUUACACAAACAAAUAGUGCCCUUUAAAAAACCCUUAACACACACUGCUGCUCUGUAAGGCUACAAAUAACAAAGUUGCAUCACAAUAUUAGAAACGCAUCAUCUUUAUGGUUUAUGUAAAAAGACAAUAUUAGUAUUAAGCAACCUACUGCAAGCUCGAAGUGCAUUGCUGUUCCAGGAGAGAGCGCGCAUUGAUCUGCAGUGCAGUUUUUCAGGGGGUAAAUGCAAUCACGUGUUCCUUAGGCGUCCAAUCCCAGCUGGGGAAGCUUUCUGAAAUAAUUACCUGUCUUGAUUGUUCUACGGUCAGAUAAAAAAAGUACACAUACACUCCAUAUAAUAAUCGGAUGCAUGUAAAAGAGAAGGGAAACAUCGCCAUGUCGGCUACGGGUCCCAUAAGUAAUUAUUAUGUGGAUUCCUUGAUCAACCAUGAGAGCGAGGAUGUUCUGGCGAGUCGUUUCACAGCUACUGGUCCGAUAUCCUCCAGCUCACGACCGCCGACUCUCGUACCGGAAUGCGCGGAUUACCCGUCCUGCAGUUUUGCCCCGAAACCACCCGUCUUUACUACCUCGUGGGCCCCUGUUCACUCCCAGUCGUCAGUGGUUUACCAUCCAUACACUCACCAACCUCACCUAGGCACAGACUCAAGGUACGUUCGCACUUGGCUGGAGCCUAUCCCCGGUACCGUGUCUUUUCCAGGAUAUGCAGGGAAUAGCAGGCACUACGGACUGAAGCCCGACACCUUCCAGGAUCCCCGUACUGGGGACACUUUGGGCUCGAACGGACGCAAUUACACGGAUUAUCUGUACUGCUCCGCCGUCGACAUUAGAGAAAAGCAGCAGAACACACCAUCGCCUGAGACGGAGACUCUGUCUUCCGGGAAGCACAAAGACGACAAGGCUGAAUUAGACCCAAAUAAUCCUGUGGCAAACUGGAUCCAUGCGCGCUCAACUCGAAAGAAGCGUUGUCCAUACACCAAGUAUCAAACACUCGAACUCGAAAAGGAAUUUUUAUUUAAUAUGUACCUCACAAGAGACCGGCGAUAUGAGGUAGCAAGGGUGCUGAACCUAACGGAGCGACAAGUCAAAAUCUGGUUCCAGAACCGACGGAUGAAGAUGAAGAAAAUGAACAAGGAAAAAAACGACAGUAAAGAACAAUAGACCAAAAGUCAUUAAUCGGACACAGACUGAAGGAAAACCAUAAUUUAGUAUCAUCACGAGUCUUAACAGUUGCGGCCUAUAACAGGAACAGAGAAAACAAAUAUCCUAUAUGGAUAUCCUUUGAAAAAUUGGUGAUGUAUGAUUUAAUAUAAGCGUAAUUUUACCAUGCUGGGAUUGAGUCAUAUUAAUAUUGUAGUUUGGAUUUACAUAACGUUUCUUUACUCACAAACACAUAAAAAGUGGUCCGAAGUUUCAGAGAGAAAAUACUUGAACUUUAUUUUCAAUUUCCUAAUUUAUGCUAUCUACGUGGUUGUUUCUUUUCUAUGCUUACAUUAUUUUUAGGAGGUUUCACAGCCGAGUAUUUUAUAAAGAAUAACAGUUCUGUAGUUAAUAAUAUACGUGUUUGCGUCGAUGUGCUUAGUUUGUUUAUGAUGUACCUGUUUGUGUGUUUUACAUUCUUUAAACUGUAAAUGAGUUUCAAUAUAGAUUGUAUAUAUAUCCAAAUAUAUAGCCUACAACCAUGUUAAUAUGACUUUUGUGUCUCAUUUCAUUAAUUUGACCGCACAAUGACGACAUAUAUUUUCAGCGAAUAGCUUUCAUGAAUUAGUUAAGUUUAUGCAAUCCAGUUAUUUGGCCAACACACACAGUGUUCCCAUGUGAAAAGUUUCGAGGAUGGAGUAAGUGCACAAGUGUGUAACAGUCGAAAUCUCAAAUUUACAAAUCAAAAAAAAAAA
Molecule: messenger RNA, 3796 nt
Organism: Pimephales promelas (fathead minnow)
Lineage: Eukaryota; Metazoa; Chordata; Actinopteri; Cypriniformes; Leuciscidae
Gene: hoxc9a
Product: homeobox C9a
Biological process (GO): regulation of transcription by RNA polymerase II; DNA-templated transcription; proximal/distal pattern formation
Cellular component (GO): nucleus
Molecular function (GO): RNA polymerase II cis-regulatory region sequence-specific DNA binding; DNA-binding transcription factor activity, RNA polymerase II-specific
Source: RefSeq, a predicted model, not a curated record